This is a messenger RNA of Parastagonospora nodorum SN15, 6777 nucleotides long. RefSeq lists its product as hypothetical. Gene Ontology annotation, molecular function: ATP binding; 1-phosphatidylinositol-3-phosphate 5-kinase activity; metal ion binding. The record is from RefSeq and is a predicted model, not a curated record. NCBI's taxonomy places the organism in Eukaryota, Fungi, Ascomycota, Dothideomycetes, Pleosporales, Phaeosphaeriaceae. Bases 1 to 6777 code for a protein of 2258 amino acids. Gene Ontology annotation, biological process: phosphatidylinositol phosphate biosynthetic process. The transcript has 4 exons. Gene Ontology annotation, cellular component: endosome membrane; fungal-type vacuole membrane.
AUGGCGGACGACCCCCGCAGUUCGCUGCACGACAUGCACGCCACGGCAUCGCGAUCCGAUACGCUCACCACCUUCGACGACCUCACAGCGCCUCCAGCACCGGCAGUUGACGAGCCCAAGGGCGCAGAACUCGUGUCGGGCGGUCUGAGUGGCCUUUACAGCCGUUUGCGAGCGUCGGUGGGCGGUGUCAAGGAGCAAACCGCAGCAGAUGGAGACGGUGCAGCCACAGCAACAAGCAAAGCAGCCGCCAAACUCGGUCCUGCACCCCGCAGUCCUGGAGGAACUGCAUUGCCGUCGCCUGUCGUAUUCUCUGGGCCGUCCUCGAGGCUGCAGUCGCCGUCAGUGCCAAGCUUUCCUGAAGCGCUGCCCCCAUCACGGGACUCGAGCUCAUCCGUCGCUACGCUGCCUGGCAAACACUCGCUAAAUGCCUCCAAGACGUCUCUUGCUACCACCAGAUCCAGGCCCUCCAUAGCCCCAAGCAUCGAGCCCGGCAGAUCCCUGAAAGAGGAGGACGCAUUUGCCCAUAGUCCUACCAGUACUCACUCUCGCGUGCAGAGCCUGUCCAACCACGACCUUCCCAAGAACACCGCGACCAAGGACUCUGCCACUGGCCCACCGCCCGCAAAUUCUCCCCGCUUUCCGUCCGGCAAGUCCUUCAGGGACAGAAAGGGCGACAUGGACCUCGUGGGCCAGGAAAGUGACACAAGCGAGGACGACGAUGUAGUAGGGGAGGGUUACAAGGACGCAGCUGGUCCCGCGGGCAACUUCAAGUUUCCAUCCGAUACACCUCGCCAGAGUCUUAGCAAGGUCAGUUCUCGGGCCGAUAACCAGUAUCAAACGGCUCGUCCCGCCAGUAAGGCAGCAAGAGACCAGCCCGACAACCGCGGCGAGAACACUGAGGCGCCACGAAUCACAUCCAACGCGCGAGUGCCCGCUGGAGCUCAAGAACCUCAACGGCCGCCGUUGCUCAAAGUUGGCCCUUCGCACUUACCAGGAUUUCGCCCCUCAAGAGCAUCUUCCUCUGAUGGCUUGAGCUCUGUGAUAACCACUUCUACCAUUCGCACUCCUACCGUAGCACCCAUAGAGGAGAUCCAACGCGUCACUCAGGCCCGGCCCGCCGUAAGCAGAAUGCCAACCAACGCCUUCUCGCAGAUGCGCAGGAAGAUCCUUGACAGGGAAUUUUGGAUGCGCGAUGAGAACGCCAAAGACUGCUUCAACUGUGGUGACACCUUCACUACUUGGCGACGCAAGCAUCAUUGUCGCACAUGUGGCCAAAUAUUCGACUCAAAAUGCACCUCCAUCAUCUCAGAUGAUGGCGACCAAGCAUCCCUUUAUGACCACGGUGAGUCGACCAGGGACUUCGACGAUGAGGUCGUGGAGCCUACAGAAAGCGACCACACCAAGAUAGGCACCCCGACCAUCAGUAUUCCCAUGUCGCGGAAGACUGGUAGCGACAAGAAGCGUCGAUCGCACGUGAUUGAAGUUGGCCCUCAGACCCUAGCGCGACCAAGCUCGUCCCGUUCACUGCGAUCUCUUGGUGGCAGACCGCGCUCUUCGAGCCAUAAGCGCCAUCCUUCAAGGCAUCAACACAUGCGUCACGUCAAGCACGAUGAUCGUGCACCCUUCCACCAAUACCUGGAUAAUGCGCGCCAACCGAGUCUGCCAGCAUUUCACCAUGAUAAUAUCAUCGAUCCGGAUCUCGCACCGUUCAUGUCGGAUGAAGGAUCUAGUGAAGAGGAGCAAGCGAGUCUCUUUGCAACCUUGAGGAAUGACACGUCCGAGAGUACACAACUAGAAAACGAAAGAGUAGGUCUUGGUGGUUUGUUGGCUGCGAUGAGAAAGGGCAAGCAACGGGCGGGUGACAGGAGCGUCGCAAGCGGUGGUCAUGCUCGCGACACCGACAACAUCAGUAUCACGAGCCGCAACCCUCAACGCACUAAUCGAAGAAGGAACUUGAGCUGCACAGAUGACGUGAAUCCUGAUGUCGAUAGAGGCGAUGACAUUGACAUUAGAAAUUACAUCAAACUGAAGAAGAUCCCUGGUGGAAAACCUCGCGAUACAGCUUAUGUGUCAGGAGUCGUCUUUUCUAAGAAUGUUGCUCUACGAAGUAUGCCACGCAAUAUCCUAAACCCGCGACUCGUCAUCAUAACUUUUGCGAUUGAGUAUGCACGCCACCAAACGCACUUUAUGAGUCUGGAGCCAGUCAUUGCCCAGGAGAGAGAGUACUUGCGCAAUCUUGUCAGCCGCAUUGCGGCACUGCGCCCACAAGUUCUGCUUGUAGAACGCAAUGUUUCCGGUCUUGCUCUAGAAUUUCUCGAGAAGGAAGGCAUCGCGGUCGUGUACAACGUUAAAGCAGCUGUUCUGCACGCUGUGGCACGAUGCACUCAAUCGCGGAUGAUCUCAUCAGUCGACAAACUGGCCAUUGACCCAAAUCAUCUUGGACGCUGCGGGAGCUUCGACGUAAAGACCUAUCUGCACAAGAACAUCAGGAAGACCUAUGUUUUCUUGUCCGGCUGUCAAAAGGACCUGGGCUGUACAAUCGUGCUGCGAGGUGCAGAGAAUGAAGAGUUGGUGAAGCUAAAGCGCAUUACUGAAUUCAUGUCAUACGUGGUCUACAAUCUUCGACUUGAGACAUGUCUGAUGCGGGAUGAGUUCAUCGAUACUCCUACCACAUCAAUCACCGGGACCCUGUCUUCAAGCCAGGGCGAAGAAGAUAAAGCGAAGCACUCACAAAUCGCAGGUGGUACUCACAGUCAAUCAAAAUCUGGAACAGAAUCCGGAACUGGCAACGAUCAAGUCACUGGGAACGAAGGAGAUAUUGAAGACGCCGCUCCAUCAUACUACAGCGAUAUGGUUGAGGACCACCGUACCAAGAUUCUUUCCUCUUCGCCUUUCGUCAAAUUUAUGCAACCAUACUUGCUUGAGCAGGCUCGCCAAUAUGAACAGAAACUCGGACAACUGAAGAAGCUGAAAAACCAAUACACUACCGAAGACGGUGAAGAAGACAUUGAAGAUACCGAGCAGCAAUUUGAGCUCGUGCAACCCGAGAUGGUACAUACUGUGGUGCAAAAGGCUUCGAAGCAAGUGCGUGAGUUUCUGUCAGCCGUACACGCAUCUGAAUACGACAAAGCCCUGCAUCACUACAUUACACAAAAACGCCAAUGGGAAACUUAUGUGUCGGGUAAUAUGGAUCUCUACGAUCCUUUCAACCACCAGAAAAUUGCUGUCCUGUACAGUGUUGUCAACACAGCCACUUCGACUCCCUGCAUCGGGCCUGAGAUCAUAGCCCUCGGAUUCUACCAGGAACACGAUUAUGACGACGGAUUCACCCCCGACUGCACACUGGGGCAAUAUGUGGAGGAUCUCUGCACUUCUGCUGGUGUGGUGUGCGAAGUUGACAACUGCAAUCGCAGAAUGCUGGAUCACUCGCGUCAGUAUGUACACGGAGAGGGGCAGAUGAGCGUUAUCGUUCAAAAGCAGCCACCAAAGCUUAAGGGGCUUUAUCAGACCAUCCUCAUGUGGAGCUGCUGUAGGAUAUGUGGCCAGGAGACGCAGACAUUCCCAAUGUCUGAGUGGAGUUGGAAGUACUCGUUCGCAAAAUACCUUGAACUGACUUUCUGGAGUACGCGACUUCAUCCGCGGGCUGAUCUAUGUCCGCACGACAUCAAUAAGGACCACGUCCGCUAUUUCGGGUACAACAACGUUGCCUUGCGUAUUCAAUACGACCCCGUACCCCUGUACGAGGUCACUGUCCCAAAACCAAACGUUACUUGGAAAGUCGACAGUGACUUAAGGCUGAAGAACGAACAAUAUCUUAAGAUCGAAGAGAGGCUGGAUUGCUUCAUGAACUCGGUCUUGGACAGAAUACAGGACAUUCAUCCCGACAGCGUCAUCCCUGAGAAAGUGGAUCUGUGUCGUAAAGAGGUUGACCGGCUUGUGAGACGCGCAAACGAGGAUCACGCGUGGAUGAGACACAAGCUUCAAGACAAGUACAUGAACUCGAAAUACUACGAGAUCAUCCCCAUGAACCGGGCAAUUCGUGCCAUACAAGAAAAGGCGAUUGCAUGGGAUGAGACCUUCCUGGACUUUGAGCAGCAAUUCUUCCCAUCCGAGAAGGAUAUCCGACGGCUCGCUACUCUGCAACUGAGGAAGUUCUUCCUUGAGCGGGAUGAAUCUACGAGCUCAUUGACCUCGGUCGAAGAAGGUGCAGAGUCGGGUGCUGAAGAUGUGGACAUGGACGAGAAAGAUGCGGCUUUGGCGCUCUCACCUAUGCCCUCCAAUAUGUCGCCCGAAAAGGCUCAAGAUAUGCUCGCGUCUGUGGUGCACGAGGAGCACUCUGUCGACAGCAGCUCAACCGAGAAAGGGCCCGCCUCACCCCAAACACCAACGCCUUCGACACCUUCGAAAGGAUCAUCUGACUUGUCGAUUCAGACUCACCGAGAAGCUAUAGAGCGAGACGACGUGCGUCAUCUUGACCUAGCGCUGUCAUCGAACUUUUCAGAUCAGCCAGUCUCAAACGAAGACCUUCUCAAGACACCAACACUGGCUGCUCAAACUGCCCAGGAUGCUCAAUACGAUCAGGGCUCGCCCACACCCACCAGCGUUCCAAAAAUCAAUCCCAUCGACCGAUCUCUAGCCGAGGCUAUUGAAAAUAUGCCAACCUCUCCGUCUCCACAGCCCAACAGCAAUGUGCCACUUGAGAGUAAAAUCCCUCGCCUGGUGGAUAAUGGUCGACGAGAGGCUCCACAAAGACCGACCUCAUUGAUCAGAACACAGUCGCAGCCCGGCAACGUUCCAAAGCACACGCCUCCCUCCAUCGCUUCUAUGCUCCCCGCUAGCAGUUUCAAUACACCAAAGCCGGCCAUGAGUGACUCAAUGAGAGCUCUUGAGCGUAUGGGUGAGCGUCUAGGGAUGGGCACUAUGAAGCAAGGCAAGUCAGCAUCCAGGAUCCCGCGGUCAAUACCCUUCAAGCAAAGCAGCAAGGUUUCUAAGCUCGCUGAACAUUUUGAACAACUGUCCCGUGAGUUCCAGAAAGAACGCAUGCGCGAGCGCAGAGCAGAUCGCAGUCGACAGAUCCGUGCAUACCCACUUGCAUCGUCGAAGCCGGUCGUCGAGGUGUACAGGGACGUUCACGAGGCGGUUCAAGAGCACAAUGCAUCAGACGAAGACAUGCUUUCUACUUCACCUCCACGCACCAGUAUGGACGAUAGCACGCUUGGUGAUAGUGCUUUCCACGGGACAACUCCUACCACUGUAGAAUCUCAGUCUCCAGUUGAUGAACGUUACCCCCACAAUGUGGCUGUUGAGUACAGCGAGCAUGAAGAGCAACCGCUCACGUCCACCAAUCCUCCCUCUGUGUCGGAUAUCGAAAACGAUAUCAGUGAUAUCGACAUCGCCGCUGAAGAUGUUCCACUUCCAGAUAGUAUUGCAAGCUCCCAGCUCAUGAAUAUGAGCGAGUCUCAGCUUGAAAGCUCUUUGGAGCUACCUAGGCACGAAAAGACCACGCUAUUGAAGAUGCUCACCAAUUUUUGGUCUGAGCGUUCUUCUAGCGGGUGGGCUCCACUGGACUACCCCUUUGCGCCCAUGGAACACGUCUGGGAAGAUUCGGACAUCAUCGUUCGCGAAGAUGAGCCUAGUUCCAUCAUCGCACUCGCUUUGUCAAGCCCGGACUAUCUCACGAAGUUACAAAGCUUUCGUGACGACCCUUGGGCUGCCAAGAAAGAGUUCGAGAAUCUAGAGACUAGAGACGAUUCCAUCGAAAGGAACCUGCUGCAUGAGGUUAACAGCAACAUCCGCUACUCCUUCACCAAUCGCGGCGUCAGAGUCCAAUGUAAGAUCUUCUUCGCUCAGUCCUUCGAUGCACUACGCCGUAAAUGCGGCGUUGCAGACCGCUUCGUUGAGUCACUUUCUCGCUGCUCCAAUGCAAAGUCUAUCUUCCUCAAAACAUUGGACGACCGCUUCGUCCUCAAGUCGCUUUCUCCUAUCGAGGUUCAGGCAUUCUUCCGCUUCGCCCCCAACUACUUUGCCUUCACGCAUCAAAACUUAUUCAAAUCGCUCCCAUCCGUUAUCGCCAAGAUGUUUGGUCUCUUCCAGGUCCAAAUUAAGAGCCCUGCUGGCCGCGACUUCGACUGGUUCAUGCUCGUCAUGGAAAACCUGUUCUACGACCGCGAACCCAACCGGCGAUACGAUCUCAAGGGCAGCAUGCGUAAUCGCAAAAUCCAAUCCACUGGUGAGCGCGACGAAGUCCUGCUGGACGAAAACCUAGUCGAUAUCAUCUACUCUGAAACCCCAAUUUUCGUUCGCGAACAUACCAAGAAACUUCUCAAAGCGUCCGUGUGGAACGAUACCUUGUUCCUCAGUCAGAACAAUGUCAUGGACUACAGUCUCAUGGCUGGCUUCGAUGACACGAAUCGCGAGAUCAUUGUCGGUAUCAUUGAUUGCAUACGCACGUAUACUUGGGACAAGAAACUCGAGAGCUGGAUCAAGGAUCGCGGCAAGAACAAGCCGACCAUUACCUCGCCCAAGGACUACCGCAUGCGAUUUCGCGUCGCCAUGGAGAAAUACAUUCUCCAGGCGCCAAAUUGCUGGCAUCAGUUCAGCGGGCGCAUUGUUCAGCAAGGUAAUGAGAGGAGUAGAGGAGUGCUAGAAGGUCCGGGCGCAAAUACGGGUGCCGGUGGAAGUGGGAAAGUCAGAGGUCAUAAGAGGAAUACUAGUGGGAGCAGUGCGGGUGGGAAGAUGAGGAGGAGAGGCCAAGGCACGGUUGUUGCGCUGGAAUGA